Messenger RNA from Mytilinidion resinicola, 1077 nucleotides. Its product is annotated as phosphoglycerate mutase family protein. Gene Ontology annotation, molecular function: phosphatase activity. NCBI's taxonomy places the organism in Eukaryota, Fungi, Ascomycota, Dothideomycetes, Mytilinidiales, Mytilinidiaceae. The record is from RefSeq and is a predicted model, not a curated record. The transcript has 2 exons. Gene Ontology annotation, cellular component: cytoplasm. Bases 1 to 1077 code for a protein of 358 amino acids.
AUGCACACUUCAAUCCUCUCUUUCAUCCUCGCCCUAAUCUUCGCCCUCUCCGUCAAUGCCCACUGGAAAGCACCUACCCACCACAACGGCUACCUGAACUACACCACCAUCCCCGGCCUCUUCCUUCAAGACUCCCCCACCACCAACGCCUCCACCUUCAACUUUACCGCCUCAAACUUCGGCCUCAUCCCCCGCCGCUACCCAAGCGACAGCACCUGGCCCAACCCUAGCCCCGGUGCAGGCAAGCCCACCCAAUGGCAGCGCCUAACCCACCACAUCACUUCCCUAAACACCCACUCCCCCCCAAACGUCCGCUACGCCCUCCUCUACCUCGGCCGCCACGGCGAGGGCUACCACAACGCCGCGGAAGCCUUCUACGGCACGCCCGCCUGGAACUGCUUCUGGGCAGAGCGCGACGGCAAUGGCAGCGUCGUGUGGGCGGACGCUGAGAUCACACCAACUGGCGCGCAGCAAGCGCUUGCCGUGAACGUGUUUUGGAAAAGCUUGAUUCCGGAGGGCGUGCCGCUGCCGCAGAGCUAUUACACGAGUCCGCUGCGGCGGUGUCUGGAGACAGCGAACCUGACGUUUGGGGGGUUAGAGUUGCCGCGCGGGCGGGAGUUCAAGCCGACGGUGAAGGAGGGGUUUCGGGAGGGGAUUAGCGCGCAUACUUGCGAUAGGAGGGGGACGAGGACGGCGAUUCGGGAGGCGUAUCCGGGGUAUGGGAUUGAGGCGGGGUUUACGGAGGUGGAUGAGCUGUGGGAGAAGGGGCAUGCGGAGACGAGUGGGGAUCAGGAUUUGAGGAGUAAGGAGGUGUUGGAUGAGGUGCUUGGGGGUGACGGGAGUACGUUUGUUAGUGUGACGAGUCAUUCGGGGGAGAUUGCGAGCUUAUUGAGAGUACUUGGACACCAGGAGUUUAGUCUCAGUACUGGAGCUGUGAUUCCCGUGUUGGUGAAGGUGACGACGCUGAAGUCUGCGCCGGCGACUUCUACUUAUGAAGCUUUCACGUCGGUGUCGACGUGUGCGAUGGCGCCGACUGUUACGGCUGCGAGCUGUAAUGACUGCUCUUGUUGCAAGUAA